UGCGAUUGAGGAAAGCGACAAAAGAAGCUAGAUCACGACUUCGUAGGAAGCUGAAUCUAGAAAACCUCAAACUCUGCAGCGAUUAACUCUACAUGGAUGGGAUGGUUACAGGGUCGAAGAAGAAGCAGCGAUUGAAUCAUGAUCACAGGUCGGCAGCCAUGGUUGCGAAGAAGAAGAGCCGGACGCGGGGGCCCAACAGUCAAUGGUCUCGUCUUCCUGAUGAUCUUCUUUGGAAAAUUGGGAGCAGGCUUGAUUUCGUAGAACGGCAGCGUAUCUCUCAGACUUGCAAGGCCUGGGAAUUGCCUUUGAAAGGAUACUCUUGGCUGCUGUGUCAUCCCCUUGAACGCAUUUCUAGAGGAACAUUGCGUCAAUUCAAGCUCUACGAACCAGGUAACCCUAAACCCUGCUUGCUGGAAAGGGAUUUCAGAGAAAAGGGAGUAAACAAUUUUGUUGAUGCAAAGAUUUGUGCUUCAAAAUUCAGCUGGUUGCUUUUCCGGAAGAACGUUUCUAGGGAUUGCUUCUUCUUUCUGUACAGUCCUUUUGCUGCUAAAAACAUAGUGCUGCCAAAAUUAUCUGGGUUGCCCCCGUCUUGCCCUGAAGUUGCGUUUUCCUCUGAUCCAACAUCUGGGGAUUGUGUUUUCUACCUUCUCUAUGAAUUCUCAGAAAAAGUGAGUCUCUAUGAAUUCCAAAAGGGAGAAAUGCACUGGAAAGAAUAUGUUUUGAGUGAGAUUUCAUGUGGGUGCGGAAUGAAUCAUGGGAUGGCCAUUAUUGUGUUUAAGUCUCUGGUUUUCCUUGAUGGGAUGUUGUAUUGUCUAUUUACUUGUGGAGAACAACGGUAUUCAAUUGCUAGCAUCAACAUUAUUCAACGAGGAUGGAGAUUGUUGAAAAGUUUUUCUUUGCCAUCAUUCGAAGUUGGUAAGUAUAGUGCUGUAAUGCUUGAAUCCAACGGUGAACUCUUGGUGAUCCACUGCAUCAGUCAAGGGCUUUAUCCCAAAUUCUGUAUAUUCAAGCUUGAUCGCCCUCAAAAUGCUUUGUUUGAAAUAACAACCCUUGAAGAUCAAAGUCCUGUGUUUUUUAUUGACUGGCAUGCUGCAUUCUCAGUUGAAGAACAUAGAGAAAAAAGGAAGCAGAUGAUAAACAAGGAACGUGGCAGUAAAGAAUUCCGUUGCAGAAAUAUUUUCAUGAAAGAGAAUAAGGUUUAUGACGAUUAUAUUACUUAUAAUUUGGACUUGCCAAAGAUGCCUUCGAAUUCAACGUUUCUCUUUCUAGAUCUUAGGAAAUAACAUGGAUCAAAGGAUUACAAUUUCCUAUGUAUGCUUUUUAUUAGCAGAUUCUCGUGUAUGAUAUAGACCAAACAGAGCUACUCUGUCAUGUUUUUGGAUAUGUGUAAGUGUAAUUAUGUGUAAUUAAGCUGAAGCAAUGUUAAUCAUAUAUAUUUGAUUAAUCAUGUCUUCCUUUGAAUGUACUUGUUUUGCGCCUCAUUUGUUCGCAAAUGAGUGGUUGCCUCGAGGAUGAUUACAGGGGUGGUUAAGCAAGAAAGAAGAACCAGUUGUUGAUUUCUGUGUGAAACAGGGGACUGGCACAAAAGAAUUGUGAUUUACCUAGUUGAUUUUUAAUAUUUCGAUGUUUGAUUUCUUGGUAUAUUUUCUGAGUAAGUGUAUACAUCUUAAACUGUUUUGGUUAUUGAAGUUCGAUUUUCUGUGUUUGCUCUGUGACCCUGGACUGAAGCAUUUGGUUUUUUCUUGCCGCUAAGGUUUGGUUGUGUUUAUUUGUUGCUGAGUCUUUAUUUAGGUUCCUGAAGCGUCUAGUUUUGAUGAGAUUUCAAUGGACGGUCCUGCUAUAUGUUAGUUGAUUUUCUGUGCUUUUCCUUCUUGAUUUGUUUAAUACAUGGGUACUCAAAGAAAAUUCAGAUACAGGA
This is a messenger RNA of Rubroshorea leprosula, 1918 nucleotides long. The record is from the annotation of a GenBank genome assembly. NCBI's taxonomy places the organism in Eukaryota, Viridiplantae, Streptophyta, Magnoliopsida, Malvales, Dipterocarpaceae.